Molecule: messenger RNA, 1218 nt
Organism: Drosophila takahashii
Lineage: Eukaryota; Metazoa; Arthropoda; Insecta; Diptera; Drosophilidae
Gene: Ciao1
Product: cytosolic iron-sulfur assembly component 1
Biological process (GO): iron-sulfur cluster assembly
Cellular component (GO): cytosolic [4Fe-4S] assembly targeting complex
Molecular function (GO): protein binding
Source: RefSeq, a predicted model, not a curated record
CUGACACUCUCUUCCUCUUGCCACAUGCGCUUUUGUUAUCAAUUUCGUAGAGACAAGAAGACAGUGAUUUAUCCAUUAAUACAUCACUUCAACAGCAAAUGGGACGUCUGAUUCUGGAACACACGCUGCAGGGCCACAAGGGCCGCAUCUGGGGCGUGGCCUGGCAUCCCAAGGGCAACGUGUUUGCCUCCUGCGGCGAGGACAAGGCCAUUCGCAUUUGGUCGCUGACCGGGAGCACCUGGAGCACCAAAACGAUUCUUUCCGACGGCCACAAGCGCACCAUUCGCGAGAUCCGGUGGUCUCCCUGCGGCCAGUACCUCGCCUCGGCCAGCUUCGAUGCCACCACAGCGAUUUGGUCCAAGUCUUCGGGGGAAUUCGAGUGCAAUGCGACUUUAGAGGGUCACGAGAACGAGGUGAAGAGCGUUAGCUGGUCGAGAUCGGGCUCCCUGCUGGCCACCUGUUCGCGGGACAAGUCCGUGUGGAUCUGGGAGGUGGCCGGCGACGAUGAGUUCGAGUGCGCCGCCGUCUUGAAUCCGCACACACAGGACGUGAAGCGGGUGGUGUGGCAUCCGACCAAGGAGGUCCUGGCCUCCGCCUCCUACGACAACACCAUCAAAAUGUUCGCCGAGAACCCCAUAGACAACGACUGGGACUGCACAGCGACGCUAACUUCCCACACGAGCACCGUUUGGGGCAUUGACUUCGAUGCGGAGGGCGAGCGCUUGGUUUCCUGCAGCGAUGACACCACCAUCAAGAUCUGGCGAGCCUAUCAUCCGGGCAACGAAGCCGGCGUGGCCACGCCCGACAAGCAGACCGUGUGGAAGUGCGUCUGCACCCUUUCCGGCCAGCACUCGCGGGCCAUCUACGAUGUGUCCUGGUGCAAACUGACGGGGAUGAUAGCCACUGCUUGCGGGGAUGAUGGCAUCCGCAUCUUCAAGGAGACCAGCGACUCCAAGGCGGACGAACCCACGUUCGAAACGCUCACCGCGGAGGAGGGUGCCCACGAGCAGGACGUGAAUUCGGUGCAGUGGAAUCCAGUGGUGGCCGGGCAGCUGAUCUCCUGCAGCGAUGAUGGAACCAUCAAGAUUUGGAAAGUAACCGAGUAGCAGUUGGAUCAAUGAGUGUGUUAUAUAUUUAAGUGGUUAAACAAUAAUGGCGUUUGAUUUUUGUACAGUUUCUGCUUAAUAAGAAAUUAAAGUAUUCAAAUGACGAGCGAAA